Symbiodinium sp. CCMP2456 is the source of this 4481-nucleotide messenger RNA. Lineage: Eukaryota; Dinophyceae; Suessiales; Symbiodiniaceae. The record is from the annotation of a GenBank genome assembly.
AUGGCUCCGGUGAUCGAGUCAGCGGGCGCGCGCCUGCUGAUUGUUCUGUGUGUGGUGAUCUGCACCGUGCUGCUGAGCAACCAAUACCUGGAGGAGCUGCUACCACAGGUGAAGGUCUCCGCGGAAGUCGCAUGGGGCUUGGUCUCCAAGGGAUAUGGUUUGCUCUACGUCAUGGUCUUCGCGUCGUUCCACAACCAGGUCGUGCCUCUUUGCGGAAAGAAAGGAGUUUCCCCAGUGUCCGACCUUCUCUCGCGGGCGAGCAAGGACUUUCCUGGAUACCGGAAGGUCCUGUACUUUCCGACGCUUCUUUGGCUUGAUGAUAGCGAUGCCAUGCUCGUGGCUUUGAACGGUGUCGGUCUGCUGGCCGGCCUUCUUGCCAUUUGUGGCGGCUUGGCAGGCUGGCUUGGCCUACUCGUCGCCCGAGUCUGCCUGCAGUCUCUGGCAGUUGCAGGAGAGUUCUGGUACGUUUGGGAUUACAUGGUUCUCGAGGCGGGGGCCCUGGUCCUCCUGCUUCCGACUUCUGCACCGCUGCCGGCCCUUAGCCUGACAUCGAUGCCAGCUCCGUGUGUGGCACUGGCCUGGCAGUUUCUGGCUAUUCGCCUCAUGCUCGGUUUCGCGAAGACGAAGUUCGGUGGGGCUCGCGUUUUCGAGGACAACCUGUACCUUCAGGGAUUUUUCAUCUGGCAGCUGCUGCCCAAUAAGCUCAGCUGGUAUCUGCAUCACGCGCCCUUGUGGUUUCUCAGAGCCGGCUAUGUCUUCAUGCUCUAUGUUGAGGUGAUUCUGCCGCUUUGCGCCUUCUGGGGAGGAGCGCCCCGCUACAUCGCUGCCUGCGGACUGAUCGCGCUGAUGUUCGGCAUCUACAUGACAGGAAACUGGGGCGCCUUCAACUUCGGAUAUGCCAUCGUCUGCGUCGGCUUGUUCGACCUGGAUGUGGCAUAUUCGAGCUUCUUCUCUGCCAGAGAGCUGGGCGACUGCUUCUGGUCGGAUAUCCUUCUUCGCCCACUGAUGACGGUUUACAUGUUUCUGAGCCUCAUCUACUGCUUCUUCGAUACCUGGACGAACACCUCCUGGCCCUACUACUACUGGGAGAUCAUCCCGGAAUUCCAGCUCCAUGGGCUGAUCGGUCUCAUCAGACUCCUAGGACCCUUUCGCCUGAUCAGCUCUUACGGCGUUUUUCCUCCCGAAGCUCUGCCUCAGGUGCGCACUACCUUGGUGUACGAGGGCAGCCAGGGGAAAGCGAAGAUGGCAGACGCGGAGAAACUGCCUCCCCUGGAUGAUGACACCGCUAGCGGGCCCGAGUGCCUGGAAGCCCCCAAGGGCGCGGUGAAGAUCUCGCCAGGGCGGUUUUGGCAAGCUCGUGCGGAGGAGCAUGUCCACGUCAAAGACGGGCAUGCCGACUCCACCGACAAGAUGCUGCAGAAGCAAGCAGAAAUUCUAAAGCGGCUGGACCAUCAGACGGAGCUCUUGAGCCUGCUCGUUUCGAAGCCUCCCUUGGGGAUGCGGAGAAUCAGCCUGGAGCGGCCUGAAGUUGCCGCCUGCCACAGCAGUGGCUGCAACAGUGGCUGCAACAGCGGCUGCCACAGCAGUGGCUCUCAGCCGGUUCGGGCGAAGGUGAAUUACGACGAGCCAGCUCGGCCCAAAAGAACUUCGUUUACGCCCCAUCUCUUCAAGACCUUCUCGCAGACCGAGCUAAGCCGGCGCCGGGAGGCCAAGGCUGUCUCAGUGGAGCGAUCGGUGACGGCCGCGAUGUCUUCGGAGGCGCCACCGUACUGCGCAGAGCGGCUGGUGAAACAUCCUGGCUUUGACCUCUUCUUCACCGUGGUGGUCGUCACGAACUCGAUCUUUAUUGGUGUGGAGCUGCAGCUCAGCAUGUCAACUGGGUGCAGGUCAAUCCCUGUACAGGCUGUACAGUACGUCUACACUCUUCUCUUCACUCUCGAGCUUGUGCUCAGGGUUCUGGGGCAGGGCCCCAGCCUAUUCUGGCGUGACGAGUGGACAUGGGCCUGGCUUGAUCUAUUCAUCGUCGCGACGUCCUUGUGGGAGGUGGCCGUGGAUGUCUACUAUUACAGCCAGGGCAAUACGGACCUCGCCGUCCUAUCAGGCAUGUCGAGCCUGAAAGCCUUCCGGAUCAUCCGAAUCACCAGGCUCAUCAAGGCUGUCAGGCUCGUGCGGAUCCUGCGCUUCGUCAUGGCUUUCCGGACACUCAUUACCUCCAUCCUGCACACGCUGAAGUCGCUGUUCUGGGCCCUCAUGCUGCUGGCCUUGAUCAUCUACGUAUUUGCAGUCCUAUUUACGCAAGCUGUGAACGACGUGCUGAAGGAUCCCGAGUCGGGCCUUUCGCAAGCAGAUAUCGAUGCCAGCGUGCUCUACUUUGGUACGCUUCCGGAGACGAUGUUGAGCCUCUUCAUGAGCAUCUGCGGUGGUGUGAGUUGGGAGAAUGUCCUGGCACCACUGAAGAGUAUGUCCGUGAUUUGGGUCCUGCUCUACCUGUUCUACAUAGCCUUCACUUAUUUCGCAGUAAUGAACGUGGUAACUGCAGUCUUUUGCCAGAGCGCCAUUGACGGGGCCCAGAACGAUCACGCAUCGAAGGUGCAUGCGAUCCUCUCGAACAAGGAGGAGCAUCUGGGAAAGAUCCGGGCUUUGUUCUCCCAGUUCGGAGCAGAAGACGGCGUCAUCACCUUCGACCUCUUCCGGGAAAAGAUCAAAAGUCCAGAGGUGCGUCACUAUUUCCAAACUCUGGGUUUAGACGUGUGGGAUGCGUGGUCCUUCUUCAAGCUGCUGGAUGAGGAUGCGGGAGGGGCCGUGGAGAUCGAGGAGUUCCUGAUGGGCUGCUUACGGUUGCGUGGGCAGGCCACGGCUAUGGAUGUUGGAAAGAUCAUCAACGACCAGCAGUGGCUGAUUCGAAACCAAGGCAAGUUCCACGCCUACAUGGAGGUCGAGCUUCGGCAGCUGAAAGAGCAAGUGUCGAUCCUGACGGGUGUCAAUCUUUCGUCUGAUGAGCACAUAGGGCUCAUCUUCGGGCAGAAGGAAGAUAUGAGUCCCGGCCAUGCGAGCCAUGAGAGCACAAGCCACAUGAGCUUCGGCAUUGAGCCGAGGCUGGACAUAGUCUUCACCAGACAAGCGGACAAUCACACCCUUCUAGGCAAAACAUGGAAGACCUACCCGUACCGCUACCAGCCACACAGCAAGGAGUCCGUGCCGUGCCGCCUCGCCCCUCACCAUGCGCGCCUGGACCACCGCGCACACUACCCCUUCGAGGUGACCAGCAAGAGUGACCUUACCUCUGCUUACAGCCUGACGGACCACAAUCCGUACUGCUAUACCCCCGUGAGCUUCGCGCACCGCGUCGCCCAGCGCUUGUUGGAGGGCGAGGAGUCCGUCCUGGGCCUGUUUGCAUCGAACCCGUUCCCAGAGAAGGCUCCAGCUUUCGUCCGAGUCACAGGCUACGGGCUGAGCCCGUGCAGCAUCGCCCACCACCAGAAGACGGGGAACUGGUGGCAUGCACAGCAGUUGUGCGAGGUCGUGCCUCCGCGUCAAACUGAUCCCAGCAUUUGGCAGCGGUGGGUUCCGCACGCCGAGUGCUUCCACCCAGAGCAUGAAGUAUGGCGAAGCCGCAGUGGCCCGGUACAGGCCCUCCGUGCCAGUGACCCGAGUGAUGUCGACGCAGCGGUUGUCUGCGAGGGCAUCGGCAAGGACGAGGUCGCAGCUUUCUGGUCUGAGUUUAUCCCCAGCGUGCAGCGAGCACGCGGGGACUGGGCCAGUCUUCCUUCACGAGCACGGGAGGUGGCCGAGCGCACGGCCCCUGCCAAACUCGCUCUUUACGAGCGCCUUCUCGCGCGCUAUGUACUGCUUUUGCUUCGACAAGUUUCUCCACAGCUUGUCCAACAGAUUGGCAUUGCUAUCCUCUUCGGCACCUGGCGACUUCAUCUGCUGCUGCACGAUGUGGUUGCUGAAGGCAAAGACGCGUAUAUGGACACGCUCAAGAAUCCUGAGUCGUUGCUUCCGCGGGCCGAGAAGAUCCAGGAUCCACAGCUUCUGGAUUUGCUGGGCCUGCUAAGACCCGCAGACCUGCAGUUCGAGGACUGCAAGUUCCAUUACCAUUAUGCUGCCAAGCAGCGCCCCGACCGUCGUGGUUUCCUCAAGAGCAUCUGCGAGUUUGAUUAUGGCGGCAUGUACUCCUUCGUGAAGUUCAUGGCUCAGCAACCCAGCCUGUCGCCACUAUGGCUGCCCAAGGCCGAGUUGCUGAAUUCCGGGGCUUGGAUCGUGGAGGGCUACCAGGACCAAGGCGAGGCAACUGCAUCCUCGCUGAGUGCUCCACUUGUCAGGUGGCGGAGGACCCCUUCCGAGGAUUCACGUCGCUGUGAGCGACACAAGCGGGUGCUCUUCGUCAAAACGGUCGUGGGUGCAAGCCUCAGUUCCCCAGGGGGAAAGAUCGAGAAGACCGUGGAGAUUCCCUAUGGUCAUUGCGAAGUCGGCCUGUG